Messenger RNA from Penicillium mononematosum, 1038 nucleotides. RefSeq lists its product as uncharacterized. Gene Ontology annotation, molecular function: arylformamidase activity. The record is from RefSeq and is a predicted model, not a curated record. The transcript is spliced from 3 exons. Bases 1 to 1038 code for a protein of 345 amino acids. NCBI's taxonomy places the organism in Eukaryota, Fungi, Ascomycota, Eurotiomycetes, Eurotiales, Aspergillaceae.
AUGACAAAAACACAGGACGACCCAGUAAUCUCGUUCGAUUCCCUUCCACUAGACCCAACAGGCCCACGAGGAAACGCCUGGGGUCGAUUUGGAAAAGAUGACCAACUUGGAACAUUGAAUCUGCUCACACCAGAGCGGAUUGUCGAAGCUGCGAAGGAAAUCCAGACUGGUGUGCGAAUCUCGCUCGACUGGCCGUUGAGCAUGCCUUCGCAUCCUAGCUUCAACCGCGAUCCAUUUAAGCAGGAGCUUGUUCUUCGGGAUCCAAACUGUGUUUAUGAUGACAUCUUGACAUUCAAUAGCCAGGGUUCUACCCAAUGGGAUGGAUUCAGACAUUACGGUAUGUUGUGGAGCGUCUAUGGCGAGUUUGAGAUCAUUGCUUACUGGUUGAUGGUUCUAGCAAACCAGAAGUCUAGGCAGUUCUAUAACGGACAUACCACGGAGGAGAUAGAGAGCUCGGAUAUUAUUGGCAUUCACUCCAUAUGUGAACACGGUGGAAUAACAGGCCGCGGCGUCCUCCUCGACUAUGCAGAAUGGGCCACCACAAACUCAAUCUCCAUCUCCGCCCUCGAAUCCGAGGCCAUCACCCUCGAUAACCUGAAACGAGUAGUCAAAGAUCAUAACCUCAGCUUCCAAAAGGGUGACAUUUUAUUCAUCCGCAGUGGUUUCACGGCCGCAUACAACAAACUGGACAAUCAGCAGCGAAAGGACCUGGCACUCCGAUCAUCGCCAGACUUUAGCGGCGUUGAGGCGACAGAGGGUAUGGUGCGAUGGUUAUGGGAGCAUCAGUUCUCUGCUGUCGCCGGUGACGCGCCGAGCUUUGAGCGUGCGCCUAUUAGAGGUGCCCAUGCGGAUCCGAAUUUCAAUUUGCAUGAGUGGGUGCUGGCGGGUUGGGGAACUCCUAUUGGGGAGAUGUUUGAUUUGGAGAAAUUAUCGGAGCAUUGCAAGGCUAGUGGACGUUAUAGCUUUUACUUGUCCAGUAUGCCUUUGAAGGUUAUUGGUGGUGUUGCUAGCCCGCCUAAUGCGUUUGCAAUUUUCUAG